Messenger RNA from Neocloeon triangulifer, 961 nucleotides. RefSeq names its product dnaJ-like protein 60. Lineage: Eukaryota; Metazoa; Arthropoda; Insecta; Ephemeroptera; Baetidae. The record is from RefSeq and is a predicted model, not a curated record. Bases 254 to 802 code for a protein of 182 amino acids. The transcript has 3 exons.
GACCUUUCGAGUGCGUGAAGAGAAGUGAGACGGAGAAAGUGGUUUACGGAUUUGGCAGGAAUUUGCAAACUAGUCAUUACUAUUAGCGAGCAAGAGGUGUUCAUCACUUUCAAGAGGACAAUGUAAAAUAAUUGUGCUCGUGCGUGAACAUAAAUCACCUUAGCAAUCGACUUCACUUCUUCAUUUCGUGCGAAGAUAGAGAUGCUGCGCCUUGUUACAUAACAAUCUGGCAACGGAUUGAUCUCAACUUCCGAUGGCGCAGAAUCACUAUGACAUCCUCGAACUCAAAAAGGACUGCUCGACGCAGGACAUCCGAUGCGCCUUCAUCAAGCUGUCCAAGCAGCACCACCCGGACACCAGCGGCUCCCCAAAAACCAACCACUUCGUCAAGAUCAACGAGGCCUACAGCAUCCUCAGCAAGCCGGACCUGCGGCGCGAGUACGACGUCCAUCUGCGAAUGAAGGCGGCGCCCGUCUACACCCCAGGGGUCGGCUACCAGGUCUUCAAGGACGACAACAUCUUCCGACCAGGUCAUGGUUUUGACAGGGCAGCCGAUAGGCCUUACUAUGGCAUCAAAGGAUUGAAGAAAAUCAGCAACAAAUGGAUUGUCCUGGCCUGUUUCGUUUUCACAGGUUUAGGAGUCGGACUGCAGGUUUUUGCAAUCAGGAAGUCUUUUGCCUUUUCAAGAGAAACCCUGGAUAGAAAGAGUCUCGAAAGCUAUAAAGCUUAUCAGCAAGUGAGAGAACGAGCGACGUCUGUGAGUAAAGAUGAGCAGCUUGAUAGAAUCAAGCAGGUAAAUUAAUCUCAUUCUUUAAGAGUGGACAUGUAUUAUAAAUUUUAAAAUAGAUUUAAAUAAAUCUGAAAAUUUUAUUUUGUAAAAUAAAUCUAUUUGGAAUGUAAGGCUUCACAAUGUUGUCGAAAUGCAACCUCACAAAUAAAAAUUUCAAAAUGUUUCAAAGGA